Phymastichus coffea is the source of this 1297-nucleotide messenger RNA. RefSeq lists its product as uncharacterized. Lineage: Eukaryota; Metazoa; Arthropoda; Insecta; Hymenoptera; Eulophidae. Bases 1 to 1254 code for a protein of 417 amino acids. The transcript is spliced from 3 exons. The record is from RefSeq and is a predicted model, not a curated record.
AUGUCGAUCAACGGCACCGAAAAUCACGGAGUUAAUGAUGACAGUGAAAGUAAAGUUUUAACACCCGAAGAAGUGGUCAGUCUGGCGCAGAAAAUCGCCAAUGAUCCGUCAGUUCGAGUGUUAGAUUAUUGCAUUGAUGAUUACUCUAAGGAAAAAAUAGGCUUCACUGGCACUCACAAUAGUUUGAAAUUAACCUUUCAGAGAUCUCAGACUGACAGUUCUGAAACUGUACAUACCUUUAUUAAAAGUAUACCAGUAUACAAUGCUGAUACCAGCGAUAGUCUAUUAUACACACCAAUACUUAUGCAAGAGUCAUUUUUUUUUGAAAAAAUAUUUCCAGAAUUAACUCAUAAUUAUAAAAGCGAGAAAUGGUGUCCUACUUACUAUUUGACAACAAAGAAUGCAUUAGUAAUAGAAAAUCUGAAGUUCAGUGGCUACCGCAUGCUCGACGAAUUGUACGAUAAUCCUGUGGUUUUGAAAUCCGUUCUUGCAUCGCUAGCUCGGUUUCACAGUGGUUCGAUUCUCACAGAAGCUCGUUUGAGUCGACAAUAUAAGCAUCCCGUAAUGUUAAACGAACACUUCAAGGAUUCUAUUUCUGAACUAAUGUUUAACCCCGAGGGCGAUAAAGUUCAUUGGUAUAAUUGUGGUGUAAACUUGGCCUGUUCUUUAGCAGAACGUCUGGGUUACGAUCCAGAACAGAUUCGUAAUGUUUUCAACCGAGUUUACGAUAUGAUCAAACCUUCAAACAAUUACCGAAAUGUUAUCUGUCAUGGUGAUCUUCACAUCUACAACGUCAUGUUCGCCGAUAAUCCACCUUUAUACAAGAGCAUUCUCGUCGACUUUCAACUCAUCAGAUAUGCUCCUAUGGUGACGGAUGUGCUACAGUUUUUACAUCUUAACGCUUCGAGAAAGUUUCGCGAGGAACGCGAGCUUGAACUGAUUGCGUAUUAUCAUUCUAUAAUGGUUGAGACUAUUAAAAUUCACGAUUCUACGAUUGCACCACCGACGUUAGAAAGUAUUCUCAAAGAUUUUAAAGAUUUAAGAGUGUUCGGACUCAUUGUAGCUUGCAUUUAUAUGCCUUUAUCGUUUCUGCAUUCCAAACAUGCCAUCGAUUUAGUGGAGAAUUCGAAAUCUGUAUUUAAUUUUAUAUUUGGAGAUAGGCUGGAGUUAGUAUUAGCUCAUAUGAAAGUUGACGAAUCUUAUAGAAAUUUAGUUGAGGCUGCUAUUAUUGAACUUGCUGAGAAAACGAUCUGAUAACUGGCUGAAGACAGAUUUAAUAUAAAAUAUCAAAUUAACU